AACACAAUAAACGAUCAAACAAUAUAAUAUUAAAAAAAAAACUGUAACAAGUAUAGUUAAAGAAAAAUGCCGAUAUACAAAAUGGCAGUGGGAAAUCCAGGAGAGGCUAGCCACCCAGAUGCAAUUAGAGCAGCCCUUGCUGAAUUCUUCUCUAUGGUUAUUUUCGUCUUUGCCGGACAAGGUUCCGGCAUGGCCUUCAGUAAACUGAACGACAACGGUACAACACCAUCAUCAGGAGUAAUAGCAGCAUCAUUGGCACAUGCAUUUGGACUAAUAGUAGCAGUAUCAGUUGGUGCUAACAUUUCAGGUGGUCAUGUUAACCCUGCUGUCACUUUUGGUGCCUUCAUUGGUGGUCACAUUACUUUGUUACGCGCCAUUUUAUAUUGGAUCGGUCAAUUGCUUGGUUCCGUUGUUGCUUGCUUCCUUCUCCAGUUUGCCACCGGCGGCAUGGGAGUAUCAGCAUUUGCACUAUCACCAGGGGUGACUUCAUGGAAUGCACUAGUUUUCGAGAUUGUGAUGACAUUUGGGCUAGUCUACACAGUCUAUGCCACCGCCGUUGACCCCAAGAAGGGCAAUUUGGGCAUAAUCGCCCCGAUUGCAAUUGGGCUUAUUGUUGGGGCCAACAUCUUGGCUGGUGGACCCUUCGACGGUGCUUCAAUGAACCCAGCAGUGACAUUUGGGCCUGCUGUCGUUAGCUGGACCUGGACUAACCACUGGGUCUACUGGCUCGGCCCAUUCGCUGGGGCAGCCAUUGCUGCUAUUGUUUAUGACCACAUUUUCAUUUCCGAUGAGGACUAUUCACACCAGCCACUCCCUACUACAGAUUAUUGAGUGAAAUUUUAUUUUUAUUUGGUGAAAUAAAGUUAGCUUUACGUAGGUGUAAAAUCCUCUAUACACCCGAGCUAAACUUUCAAGGAAAAAUUAAUUCUCCGUUUUUUUUUUGGUUUUGUAUGUAAUUUUUGGAAAUUUUUGGGUUGACCAAGUGGGUGGACUUCAUUGAUGUCAACUACUGCUUGUAUUAAUAAAAUUAUUUCCAUGAUAAUGGUGAUUUUAAUAGUAUUAGACCCUGCUAUUUUAGCUUUUUAGGGGUCGAUCAA
Molecule: messenger RNA, 1097 nt
Organism: Spinacia oleracea (spinach)
Lineage: Eukaryota; Viridiplantae; Streptophyta; Magnoliopsida; Caryophyllales; Amaranthaceae
Product: aquaporin TIP1-3-like
Exons: 3
Coding region: 67-831 (254 amino acids)
Biological process (GO): water transport; transmembrane transport
Cellular component (GO): membrane
Molecular function (GO): water channel activity
Source: RefSeq, a predicted model, not a curated record